GUGCGUGGGAGCUGCGCGCCGCGGGGCUCCUCGCGCUCCCGCUCGCGGCCGGGGCGUCGGGCGCGCUCCGCGGCCACACCUCCGUGCCGAUCGUCGGCGCUCCGGUCGCCAUCGGCGUCCUGCUCUUCCUGGCUCACCACGUGCUCCUGUCCGCCAAGUUUGUCUCCGAGGCCGUCUCCGAGGGCAGGGUCGUACGCACCGCCCUGCCCUCGGCCGCCGGCGGCUCCGAGGUCUUCGUGGACGCCGCCUGCAGCCAGCUGCGCUCGCUGCCAGCGCCACCGCCUCAGCCAGGCUGCUCCCUGCUCUUCGGCGACUGGCCCUCCUCGCCGGCGUGGUGCAUCGCCCCGACGGUGGCGGACAUCCACGAGGUGCGCCAGGCGCCCCGCCGCGGCGACGAGGAGGCGGGCGGCGGGCUCGCGGCCCAGUGGGCCUCGCGCAGCCCGUGGAGCAGCGCGGAGGACUCCGAGGCCCUCCGCGCCGAGCUCGACGAGGACGAGCUGCAGGGGAAGCCGCUGCUCCUCCGCGCCCCGGAGGCCUCCUCCGGCGAGGGCGCGGCGCUGCUGCAGGACGAGGCCCCGGGCGGCGGCGCAGGCGAGCGGGGCGGCGCCGGCUCCUCGGGCCUCGCCGCGGCGCGCUCGCUGCCGAGCGCGGUGUCGAGGAACCACCCCGUGGUCGUCGGGGUGCGGGUCGCCCACGAGGUGAAGGCCCAGGACCUGGUCGCCGGCGUAGCGUGCAACGCCUGGCUGGACUGCGCCGUGCCCGCGGGGGCCCUGCGGCGCAUCCAGGACGCUGGCUGCGACGUCACGCUGCAGGUGCACCCCUGCCAGCUCUGCGGGCCUUGCAGCGGCGGCCGCUUCGCGGCCUGCUUCGACUGGGGAACGCGGUGGCCCUGGCAGUGGUCCGCCGAGGUGGCGCUGAGAGUGGCCCUGGGAGUCUGGGUCUCGGCCCCGCUCGCCGGCGCCUCCUUCCUCGGCGUGCUGGGGCACCUUGCCAUGCUGGCACUCGUCGCUUGGGCGGCGUAUGCCACGCUGAAGGUCCGGCCCUACGAGCACAGGAACGACAACGUGGCCGUGGCCGCGGCGUGCUCCGCCGCGGUGCUGAUCGUGCUCCUCCGCGCCCUGUGCAGCAGCAUGCCGGCCACCAGCUGGCUCCUCUCCGUCGCGGCGCCAUGGCGAUGCUGGUGCCCUGCGGCGUCGCGCUGCUGGCGGCGCUGGGGCUGGCCAGCGCGGCCCUCGGCAGACUGGAGGCCACCAGCCUGCACGACCGCCUGCUGCCCCGCACCGUGGUGGGGUGGGGCGCCGCUCCGGGCUCCCCGCCGCCGGCGCCCAGGAGCUUCAGCGGCGACGGCAUCGGCGGCUGCGGCCUCGAGCGCAGCCUCUCGGACGCGGCCCUGGAGCGCCACGCCGUGGAGGUGA
Molecule: messenger RNA, 1415 nt
Organism: Prorocentrum cordatum
Lineage: Eukaryota; Dinophyceae; Prorocentrales; Prorocentraceae
Source: the annotation of a GenBank genome assembly